AUGUUGCUGACUUUUUAUCUUCUCUUCAUUGGGCUUCACGUCUCUGAAGGCUGCACUCUGGAGAACAGAGGACAAAUACAGAGUAUCACAGCCCAUACAGGAGGGUCAGUACCGCUGCCCUGCUACUGCACUGACCUACACACCACACCUGAGACAUUCAGCUGGAAGAAAGACAACACAAACACAUUUGAAGAGGUAUCCAGUGAGAGUGGUCAGUACAGAAACAGAGUUCAGCUGGUUAAUGGUCACUCUCCAGGAAACCUCUCUCUACUUAUAUCACACCUGACUGAAGAGGAUGGAGGAGAUUACUGGUGCACUGUUAACGAUUCAUAUAUAAUCAUCAAACUGACUGUAAAAGGCUGCCCUCUGGAGAACUGGGGAAAACUACUGAGUAUCACAGCACAUACAGGAUGGUCAGUACUGCUGCCCUGCUACUGCACUGACCUACACAACAAACCUGAGGGAUUCAGCUGGAAGAAAUACGACAGACACAGAGACAAAUGGGACGAGAUAUCCAUUGAGAGUGGUCAGUACAGAAACAGAGUUCAGCUGGUUAAUGGUCACUCUCCAGGAAAUCUCUCUCUACUCAUAUCACACCUGACUGAAGAGGAUGGAGGACUGUACAUCUGUGCUGACAGAGACGAGGACAGACGGAGAGCCGAGAGCAAAGAAGAAUGA
Messenger RNA from Colossoma macropomum (tambaqui), 678 nucleotides. RefSeq names its product polymeric immunoglobulin receptor-like. The transcript is spliced from 5 exons. Gene Ontology annotation, cellular component: external side of plasma membrane. The record is from RefSeq and is a predicted model, not a curated record. The coding region runs from base 1 to 678 and encodes 225 amino acids. Lineage: Eukaryota; Metazoa; Chordata; Actinopteri; Characiformes; Serrasalmidae. Gene Ontology annotation, biological process: positive regulation of T cell proliferation; cell surface receptor signaling pathway; immune response.